Messenger RNA from Rubroshorea leprosula, 1135 nucleotides. The record is from the annotation of a GenBank genome assembly. Lineage: Eukaryota; Viridiplantae; Streptophyta; Magnoliopsida; Malvales; Dipterocarpaceae.
CUGCUCUCCACAAGAAGAUGGAAAGGAAACACACUUGUUAAUUUCCAGGAAUCAUCACCUCCUUAAAUUUCUUUUUCCUCCACUAGUUGACUUGAUUUAUAAUUUCUAUUCUACCUGCAGUGUGUAUCACGAAUCAGCUAUUUUCCACUCAGCUGUGGUUCCUAUUUUGUGAUACAUAUAAAAGCAGAAGGGGAGAGAGAGAGCUUUGUUUGGGUAUACUAAUUAAAGAAAAUGGAAGGAGGAAGAUCAGGGGUUCAAAAUUACGAGCUUCAGGUUUCCUUCUCGACGCCACAGGGAAUCAACGAAAUGGGUUUUGUCCAGUUCGAAGAAAACCAGGUGGUGAGUUUCUUGGCCGCUUCACAGGCAGCUGCUUCUCAAAUUUCUCUCCCUCUAAACAGCACCGCCGCUGCAGUCACCAACACCACGCCCAUAGGGUUCAGUCAUAACGAACAGGUGGGAACAUUAGAUCCGAAAGCUGUUAAUGAGGAGAAUUGCACUGGGAAUGCUAACGAUGGAAGUAAUUCAUGGUGGAGGAGCUCGGCAUCGGAGAAGAGCAAAAUGAAGGUGAGGAGAAAGCUUAGAGAACCAAGGUUUUGUUUCCAAACAAGGAGUGAUGUGGAUGUGCUAGAUGAUGGUUACAAAUGGAGAAAAUAUGGACAGAAGGUGGUAAAAAAUAGCCUUCAUCCAAGAAGUUAUUACCGUUGCACACAUAGUAAUUGUCGAGUGAAGAAGAGAGUGGAACGUCUGUCGGAGGACUGUCGAAUGGUGAUAACAACUUACGAAGGUAGACACAACCACUCUCCUUGUGAUGACUCAAAUUCAUCUGAACACGAAGGCUUUACUGCUUUCUAGCUAGCUAGCUGCACGUAGCAUCAUAUAUAUAUAUAUAUAUAUAUAUUAAGGAGAGCCAAAUUAGAACAUAUUAUAUAUUGUAAUGAAUAUAGUGCUCUGGUAUUAACUAGUGAUCGACAUCUUAAUUAAUUUGUAUGUAUGAUUUUAGCAAGUCCUCUUUCGCAUAUUUGUGUAAUCAUCUCUUGAAGAUGCAUGAGACUAGUGUACAAUGUGCAUGCAUGUGGAGAGAAAAGGAAUUGAAACAGUAGCAAGAUGUACUCAACAAUUAAUGUUGUUUUUCCUU